Phytophthora nicotianae INRA-310 is the source of this 1766-nucleotide messenger RNA. RefSeq lists its product as hypothetical. The transcript is spliced from 3 exons. Gene Ontology annotation, biological process: TOR signaling. Bases 53 to 814 code for a protein of 253 amino acids. The record is from RefSeq and is a predicted model, not a curated record. Lineage: Eukaryota; Oomycota; Peronosporomycetes; Peronosporales; Peronosporaceae. Gene Ontology annotation, cellular component: cytosol.
UAGUCGGCCAGUGUAGCCCUUUGUUUUCGUCACAUCAAUUUAAGAAUAAAACAUGGCGCCUACGGAGUUCUACACGCUGGAUAACGGGGCUCCGGAACUGCUCCAGGCCCUUUACAAGAGCGUAGGCACUACCAAAGAUGAAGGUGCCUCAUCCAAACCUGUAUACCUUGGCGACUCCCGCCGCGAGAACCACAUUGAGGCGCAGGCAGAUCCCGUUGAGCACAAGGGCAUCCGGCUGCACAACUGGAUCAUCGGCUCCAACAAGACCCACAUCACCCCUAUCGACACUGUGGACGAGAUCGGGGAGGCUGCCAAGCUGACUCCGCCCGAGAUGGUGUUCGGCAAGAACCAGCUGAUGCUGUUCCAUGAACCGUCCGGUGUGUGCUACAACUUCCUGGCAGUGGAGGCUCUCAAGGGCGCACACUUCCCCCCGCCGGCCAGUGACAAUGCAGAGGACAUUGUGGCCAACCAGCAGCUGAAGGUCUCCAUUGCCAAGCACAACACAAACAAGGAAGAUGUGAAGGAGCUCAACAUCACGUACGACUGGACGUACUCGACGGACUAUAAGGGCUCACUGCAGCGUCUCAUCAAGUCUGAAGAACCUCCUAUCACGUUUACGAAGAGCGAAGAAGACCUGAAAGUAGAGACUACUAGUGAGCGCAUUAACUUUGAGAAGUUGAAGGAGCGGGAGCCUAUUCUCUGGUUUGAAGACGUUGCACUGUAUGAGGACGAGCUCCACGACCACGGAACCUCUGCCAUGUCGGUCAAAGUGGUAAGUUUUGUGAUGGCUUAUGGAGCUUGUGGCCUAUUUUAACGCGUUGUCCCUGCUGCUGCAGCGCGUGAUGCCGUCGGGGUUCUACGUGCUGUCGCGCUAUUGGAUGCGUCUGGACCAUGUUGUUGUGCGUCUGCACGAGACGCGAAUCCACCACCUCUUCGGCACCGACCACUUCCUGCGCGAGUACACCCGCAAGGAGGAGCAGUUCGACGCGCUGUUCGCCAAGGGCCAGUCGAAAAACAUGGCCAACUACACCAACAUCGACACGUUCCAGCAUCUCCUGCCUGUGUGUGAAGCUGUUUACGAGAAGGUGCUGCUUCAGUGAUCAUCCAUCAUCUCACUGGUAAGCGUGCUAGUUUAGAAUUCUUGGAGAACAGCAAAACGUAACCCGUGAUAAAUACUGUGUUGUAACGGAACGGGGCUGAUACUAUACUAACAACAGCCCACCAAAACCCUAUCGAUAGUCAUUGGGAAGCUCGGAUCCCACCAUGACGAGGCUGUCUGCGUUAGAGGAGACUCCGAUUGCCGCGAACAUUGUACGCGCUCGAAAAGAAUACCAAGAUAUUCUCCUAGUACUUGUGGCAUAUGCCGGUGCUUUCAUCUCCAAAUCCAGCUCAACAGUGCCAUCGCUGUGAGCCGUCUCACCGUCCUGGGUGGCCAUCUCUGCUUCAACCUCAUUCGGCUGUGCCUCGUCGUUCAGGAAGAACGCCACCUGCUGCGUAUUCAUAUCCAAAUACACGCCCACGGUGUCUCCCGCUGCGAAGGAUUGGGCUCUGCAGACUUCCACACCGCUGUGUAGGAUCACGCCAGUCGCAGCGUAUCCAACCGCCUCCUCUGUCACUCCUGCCUCGAACGCCUCAGACGGUGCCACGCCCACCAUGACGCCCUGAGGGUCCACCAUGCGCUCCACCAGCACCUCCCAGUAGUGACGGCCGCUGGUGAAGAAUAAAUGACGCAGUACUCGCGUCCGCUUGCAGUGGAGAGACUGGCA